CCAGGCGAGUGAGGCCUGAGCGCGGAACGGCGUCAUGGGGAAGAAGGGGGAGCGGGGCGCCAAAGACAAGACCGCGGCUGCCUUGGAGGAAGAGGCCAGGAAUGCGGCCAAGAAGGCCGAGCACGGGGAAGAGGAGUACCAGUGCACGGGGAUCCUGGAGCAGGACUUCACGGAGCUCUGCACCCGCGCGGGAUUCCAAGAGAUCCCCAAGGUCCUGAUAAGACCCCACCCCCACUCUCUCACUGUCGUAGAGGAGCCCGACCCGCAAGCCGAGAGGGAAGGGCAGAGCCCCCUCAUGCAGAUCCAGUGGAAGUACGCCUACUUCCGCCCCGCCAUCCAGGUGGAACAGGAGCACGAAGACCCCAAGUCCACCCGGGAGAUCUUCAUCCGGAGCUGGAAGAUCGAAGAGAAGAUGCUGGCCAUCUUUGCCAAGUGCCUGCCGGCCCUCCCCCACCUCCAGGCAGUCCACCUCUGGAAGGUUGGUCUGACGGACGACACCUUCCUCUCGCUCCUCGCCAUCUUGACCAGCUGCAGCCCGCUCAAGACGCUGGCCUUGGAAGGCAACCCGCUGCCCCUUCGGUCGUUCUACAAGCUCGUUGCCGAAGAGACCACCUUGGCUCACCUCUCCCUGCGGAACAAUGACAUUGACGACGAGACGGCCUUCCUCAUGGGCCAGGCGCUCUCCUCACUCAAGGGCUCCAACAAGAACCUCGUCUCCAUCAACCUCAGCUACAACCACCUCACGGACGUGGGGGCCACCCACCUGGCCAACGGCUUGCGGCUCAACCGUUCGCUGCUCUCCUUGUCGUUGGCCCACAACCAGAUCGGAGACGAGGGAGCCAUGAAGCUGGCCGAGGUUCUGGGCCCCUUUGCCCUCACCCACACGGAGGUGGUGGAGCGUCGGCGUCUGCUGCUAGAGAAGGAGUGCCAGGAGCGAUGCCGUAUGCCAGCGAGGCACUCGGAGGCCAAGAACGAGCGGCCCUCCAGCCACGUGAGCAACACGGCCAUUGACAAGUUGCAAACGGCCAAGGCCACCAAAGCCACCGCCAAGAAGAAAGAACCUGCGAAGAAGGAGGAGAAGGGCCAGGGGAGCGGAGCGGCGGUUGUGCAAGCGGCAGCAGCGGCGGCGGCGGCGGCAGCCCAGGCCAAGAAGGAAGAUGCCAAGCAAGCCAAGAAAGCCGUACCCGCCGCCGACCAGAAGUCCGUUCGCGGCAAAGGAAUGAAAUCCGGCACCAAAGACAAGCGGACCCAAGUGCAAGAAGUGGAGGUGACGGAGCCCACCGAGAUGGUGAACCCGCUGCUAGAGCAAGCAGAGCACCGAGAGGGGAAAGUCUUCCUGCCGGGCAAUCGGGUUCUCAUCUACCUCAACCUCAUGCGCAACCAGGUCACAGAGGCCGGCUUGAAGGCCUUCCUGGCCACGGUGGAACAGCAGGCCAGUCGGGGGGCGCCUGGCGGCAAAGGGCCAAUGGGCCUCCUGCGCCUGGCGCUGGGGAAAAACGACUUCCCUGCAGAGAGCAAGACCUUUGCCAGGAUCCAAGAGCUGAUGGUUGCGCGGGACCCUCUUCCCAAGGCCGGGGCAGCGGCCAGGGCGGCCGACGAGGAGCUCGCCGCAGCGGUCUAGAGGCAGCCGCCCCUCUUAAACCAGCCACGGGACUGCAGGGGAAACAGGACCUUCCCGGAGAGCGGU
This is a messenger RNA of Elgaria multicarinata webbii, 1687 nucleotides long. It is a transcript of the gene LRRC71, whose product is annotated as leucine rich repeat containing 71. The transcript is spliced from 16 exons. Gene Ontology annotation, molecular function: protein binding. NCBI's taxonomy places the organism in Eukaryota, Metazoa, Chordata, Lepidosauria, Squamata, Anguidae. The record is from RefSeq and is a predicted model, not a curated record. Bases 35 to 1621 code for a protein of 528 amino acids.